CGUGCCCUGGUAUCUGGUCGCUGAUUGGUGGAGGUCAGCUCACUGAGAAGCCAGACCGUGGCCAAUCAGACCACAGAGGGCGGGGCGAGCUGCGACAGCGAAGACAUCUCCUGCUAUUCCACAGUCACGGAGGAUUCAUGAGGGAUAACGAUAACGUCAGUGUUUCCUCAGCUAAAGAAACGUGGUUUUAUCAGCAUCGAGAGCUCCACGUCUGAAAAUGGACUCCAUCUCACUGAUGGGCAGCAGUCCAGCCAGCAAGGCCUCCUUCCUUCCUAACGGUGUGAAGAACGGGCCCAGAGAAGGCUCCAGCAAGCCCUCAGUGGCCAUCAUCGGCUCUGGGGAUUUCUCCAAGUGCUUGGCCAUCCGUCUGCUGCGUAGUGGCUUCCAUGUGGUGGUGGGCAGUCGACAGCCCAAGCGGGCAGCUGAGUUUUUUCCUCAUGUGGUAGAUGUGACCCAUCACGAGGAUGCAGUGGGUAAAGCCUCCAUCAUUUUCCUGGCUAUCCGCAGAGAGCACUACUCUUCACUCUGGGACAUCAAACACCUGUUAGCUGGCAAAAUCUUGGUGGAUGUCAGCAACAACAGGAGAUCGAACCAGUAUCCAGAAUCCAACGCAGAGUAUCUCGCUUCCCUUUUCCCAGAGUCCAAUGUGGUGAAAGGGUUUAAUGUCAUCUCGGCAUGGGCUAUGCAGUCAGGCCCUAAAGAUGCUAGUCGACAGGUGUAUAUCUGCAGUAACUCAGUGGAAGCGAGGCAGCAGGUCAUCGAGUUGGCCCGGCAGCUCAGUUUCAUUCCUGUGGACAUGGGCACACUCUCCUUGGCAAAGGAAAUAGAGAACAUGCCGUUACGGCUGUUUUCAGACUGGAAAGGUCCCGUUCUGACCGCUGUCGCCCUUUCCAUCUUCUUCUUUGCCUACUCUUUCAUUCGGGACAUCAUUCAUCCGUAUGUGAAGAAUAGGCAAAGCUUUUUUUAUAAGAUCCCGCUGGAGAUGGUGAACAGGACACUGCCUGUGGUGGCUAUAACCCUGCUGGCACUGGUAUAUUUAGCAGGUCAGCUCGCUGCUGCACACCAGCUCUUCUAUGGCACCAAGUUCAGGCGCUUUCCCCGCUGGCUGCAGGGAUGGUUACAGAGCCGCAAACAGCUGGGCCUGCUCAGCUUUUUCUUCGCCUGCAUCCAUGUUCUCUACAGCCUCUGCCUGCCCAUGAGGAGGUCUGAGAGAUAUCUGUUGCUCAAUAUGGCCUACCAGCAGGUCCAUGCCAACAUAGAAAACUCAUGGAACGAGGAGGAGGUGUGGAGAGUGGAGAUGUAUGUGUCUUUCGGUAUUAUGAGUCUGGGCCUUCUCUCUAUCUUGGCCGUCACGUCCAUUCCAUCAGUAAACAGCACCCUCAACUGGCGAGAGUUCAGCUUUAUCCAGUCCACACUUGGCUAUAUUGCCCUGCUUAUUGCCACAUUCCACGCACUGCUGUUUGGCUGGAAGCGGGCGUUUGAAGAGGAGUCGUAUCGUUUCUACAUGCCGCCCACCUUCGUAGUAGCCGUGGCUCUGCCUGUUACAGUGAUUGUGGGUAAAGCUGUGCUAAUGAUGCCUUGCGUGGCCUGGAGGCUGAAGAGAAUCCGCAGAGGCUGUGAUGACAGUCAGCAUCAUGCUGAUCGUGAGAGACCUGCGGCCCAUGUUUCCCCAGAGAGAGUCACCAUCAUGUAGCUGUAUCUGUACUACUCGAAUAGCUCAGCAAUAGCUCAGCCUCAUUACUACUGUGCAGUGCCCAGACAUGUCGUGUCCCUGAUAUGACCAAUAGAAGCGACUAUUUGUAGAGACACAAAGAGAAAAGGAUCCUGAUGUUUUGUCCUAAAGUUUUUUUUUUUUUUUUUUUAUGUGGCGUUUAGGUAUUAGAUGAUCUGUCUUGAACUUUCCUGUGGGCAUCUCAGUUCACACUGUGUUUUUGAGAAUCACAUGAUUAGUGCAUGAAAUGAAUUGGGAGUCACACUGGCUAGGCAUGUGACUGGGUUUCUGACUUCAUAUCAUUGAGCCUAUGGCUAAAAUGAAUAGCUCAGUUUAGGCCAUGUGCUUUGGCCAUAUGCUGUGGUAACAUUCUGAAUAUGAUGAUAAUCAAUGAUGAUCUGUUACCAUCCUGAAGUCUUUUAUUCCUCUUAUAUCACAGCAAUUUGCCAAAGAUUAAGUUUUUUUUUUUUUAAUUAAAGAAUGGGACAGCAUAUUUGUAUCCGUUUAACAUCCACAAAACAAGUAAAUUCCUGUUAUCACUUACAUUUUAGCAGCUACAGUAUAAACAGUCUUUCCCUCACUUACAGAGAGCUUCAGCAUAUCAAAGAUUAUACAUUUUACUUUGUUAAAUAACCACAAUCUAUGUAUUAUUGAACUUACAUGACAUGGAGUGCCUACCAUACAAGUCCUUGUGAAUUAGUCAUUACUAUAGAAACAAUAAAGCAUUAGAACAAGCGCAAUAAUUUAUAAAACAGCUAUUUGCCUUACUAUGAAGCUGUUAUAGAAUUAAUCAACACUUUCUGACCGAUCAGAAAAUUCAAUAGCACUGUAGUAUAUAGCACAUUACUUGUUGUUUUUCACAAUACAAAUAAUCAUAUGCUAGUCAGUUUCACGUUUAUACAUGUUAUGGUAGGUCCUUUUUGGCUGAGUUGCUGGGUGGGUAGACUGCUGUAAUUGUCUGCUCUCACAGUGAAACUUUGCAACUGUAGUUACAAAGCAAUAGCACCAAACAAGCAUUAUCAAACUGCAGAACAGAUUUCUACAGUUUUAUGUGUGUUACUAAAGCUACAUGUGCUGUUGUUUGUGGAAAUGUUUAAAAGGGUAAAAUAUCAGUGCUUAAUGCUGUUGUCUAUACAUGUGAUAAACAAUCAAAAUCUAAAAUGUCUCACUCCUGUCACUAACUUUAUAUUGAUCAUUUUAGCAGCAGCACUGAAGUGCACUAAUCAACUGAUUAACCAGGAUUCGUUAUAAUUCAUCUCAAGGAUACUAGAUGAUAGCCCUUGCUUCAUAGCUCCUAUGUAGGCUACUACCAAUGUAUGUUAAUUGUAUUUAUCUAACCAUGCCAAAUCACAGAAAAAAAUAAAAACAUGCAUUUUUUUAAAAAAAUGUAAUUCAGUAUGUUAUGUGGAUUCUUUUACAGUGAGCAAUAGUAAAGGCUGAUGGCGUCACUUUGGUUAUCUGAGUGUUGUUACUGAACAUAUGCAGCAGAUGGUGCACUUGCUUCAAAUUAAACAUGACCACAAAUUCUUGUGCACUGAACAUCCAGGGUCAGGAGCUCUUCCACAAGUAAACUGGACUUAUAAGAAAUUGACCUGUGACAGUCGGUUUAUGAGUAGUUAAUUAACCGCCAUAUAGCAAAUUUCUGUAAAAUAGAAUCUGUUGCACUGCUUGAGUC
Pangasianodon hypophthalmus (striped catfish) is the source of this 3386-nucleotide messenger RNA. Its product is annotated as metalloreductase STEAP2. NCBI's taxonomy places the organism in Eukaryota, Metazoa, Chordata, Actinopteri, Siluriformes, Pangasiidae. Gene Ontology annotation, cellular component: plasma membrane; endosome. The record is from RefSeq and is a predicted model, not a curated record. Gene Ontology annotation, molecular function: cupric reductase (NADH) activity; ferric-chelate reductase (NADPH) activity. Bases 218 to 1693 code for a protein of 491 amino acids. The transcript is spliced from 5 exons. Gene Ontology annotation, biological process: copper ion import.